This is a messenger RNA of Lytechinus variegatus (green sea urchin), 2437 nucleotides long. It is a transcript of the gene hprt1, whose product is annotated as hypoxanthine-guanine phosphoribosyltransferase-like. Lineage: Eukaryota; Metazoa; Echinodermata; Echinoidea; Temnopleuroida; Toxopneustidae. The transcript has 7 exons. Gene Ontology annotation, molecular function: magnesium ion binding; hypoxanthine phosphoribosyltransferase activity. The coding region runs from base 121 to 777 and encodes 218 amino acids. Gene Ontology annotation, biological process: hypoxanthine metabolic process; GMP salvage; purine ribonucleoside salvage. The record is from RefSeq and is a predicted model, not a curated record.
GUUUUCCAACUCUGGCAUUAUAGAGGCCUAUACUUGAAAGAAGUGGUAAGAGAUUUACAUUCCAAGCUUUGGACAUCACGCCUGGUCAGUUAGUCGUGACGCCCAUCAGAACUGGUCAUCAUGGAUGACAUACCAUACGUCGCGAUACCUGAUGAGUAUGAGGGCUAUAGCCUCAACACAUUUUGCGUUCCAAGGCAUUAUGAACAGGACCUGGAAAGGAUUCUUGUUCCCCAGGGGGUCAUCGCUGAUAGGACAGAAAGGCUUGCCAGGGAUAUCUGGGAUGACAUGGGGGAAGCCUCGUCUCUCGUCGUCCUCUGCGUCUUGAAAGGAGGCUACAAGUUCUGCUCCGACCUUCUCAAUUACGUGCAAGCCCUCAACCAGAACGCUGGACGUUCUGUGCAGCUGCGUGUUGACUUCAUCCGCCUCAAGAGUUAUGAGAAUGACAAGUCAACCGGUCAGAUCCAUGUCGUUGGAGGAGACAACCUUGAAAAUCUUGAGGGGAAGAACAUCCUCAUAGUUGAGGACAUCAUCGACACAGGUCACACCAUGCAGAGGUUACUAAAGGUCGUCGGAGGUCACAAUCCCAAGACAGUGAAAGUGUGCAGUCUAUUAGUGAAGAGGACACCAAGGAGUAUAGGCUAUAGACCUGAUUAUUGCGGAUUUGAGAUACCUGACAAGUUUGUGGUUGGCUAUGCUCUGGAUUAUAAUGAAUAUUUCCGUGAUUUAGGACAUAUCUGCAUAAUCAAUGAAGAAGGAAAGAAGAAAUACGCCAUCUGAGGUGGAGGAAGAUGUGUGCUUGGCGAGAGGCUGGAGACUCGUGACAUCAUUAUAUGUUUAUUCUACUGUGUAGAAAUCUAGGGCGUUUCACAAAAGAGAUUGACUGAAAUUGCACUUCACUUUCUGUUUGUGUGUAAUUGCAUUGGUUUCUUGUGUACAUAGGUACCUGUGUGUUCAUGUGGACACAUGGGUACUUAUAUACCUUUGUUAUUUGGGUUAAUCAUUUACACAUUCAUUUGUACAUGUUUAUUUUAUAUUAAAAUAUAUGCUUCUGUAAAUUUUCAGUAAAAGAUACAUAAAAAGGUUAUAAAGGAGACAGCAAGAAAAGCAAAAGACUAUAAAAAGCUGCUAACUGGCUGCACUUGUUUAUUCUAAUGUACAUAAGUUCUUAUGUAUAAUGGGUUUUUACAUAAGUUAUGCACAUGGGUACUGGUGUUUAUGGGUAGUUAUGCAUUAGGUUCUUAUUUAUAAUAGGGUUUCAUUUUCAUGCAUUGGAUACUACUCAUGCCUAUAACUUAAGGACCAACCUAGGAUGUCCCUAUACGGAAAAAAUGUCUCCAUCUCAAACUUUGGUCCUUAGAGGAAAUAUAAUUUUUCUCAAGGCAUAAGGAAACUUACUUUGUCCCGGAGAUGACUCUGUCAAAGCUGUCGACAGCAGCAAGUAGCAUGGACCGUCCACCAUUUGUUGAAGUGCAAUUUCAGUCAGUCAAAAGGGGCUUUCGCAAGAAAAUAUUUGCAAUCAAUUGCAAAUUCAUGCUGCAAAUUUAUGAUUGAUUGAUUGAUCAAUCUUAGCUUUAGCAAAUCGGACUAAAUACAGGUUUGUUAUGGGAACCAGAUCAGGGCCCCGUCUUACAAAGUGUUACGAUCAACCGUAAGUCUAUAGAAAUCCAUCAGUGUCAUAAUUUUUUCUUCAUAAAAUUUUCAAAAUGUCCUUUGUAAACAAAGGUGAACCCACCAAACUGUCAAGAAAACAAUGAAAUUAUGUAAUUUACGUCAUAUCUGGAAAACACUUUGAACAUUCAUGCAUUUCAGAUGUUGACAUCGCCAGCCGUCCAUAAUUGUGAUUGAUCGGAUCGAUCGCAACUCUUUGUAAAACGAGCCCCUGGAAUCUGUUGGAAAUUUGCAGUUACUAGGAAGAUAUAUGAUUGAUUUUGGAUCCCAAAUCAAUUUGCAAUGGAUUGUAAAGUUUCUUGCAAUGCCCCAAUUGUUGUUGUGAAACACCUUUCUAAAAAUGUAACCCCAUGUACAGCCCACCCAGGACCCACCCUUGGCUGCCAUCUUUAAUCAUGAUUUCUGAACUUGUCUCGAGUGGCCAUCGUGUAAUUCUAAGUUCAGUGUUGUACCUUUCGAUGUUGGUGUUUGACCAAUAACUUGUCUUUAAUAACCAUUUGGGUAAUUCCAAGUUCAGUGUUGACCUUUUGGUGUUGGUGUUGGACUUAUUGCUACAUGGGCAUAGCACCAAACUUGGACAAAUUUGGCUUGUCGUUGAAUAAUGGAUAAUGUGUUAUGUAUCAUUCUUGAACACUGGCAAAAUAGGUAUUACUAUUAGGGAAAGCAAUAUUGUUCUUCUAACACCGACACCUCACUUGAAAUCAUUCAAUGUAGUUAAGAUCUCCACUUGAUGCCAUAUAUUAACAGGUUUAGCAAAUGUGAUCUGUAG